UGAGGGUUGCCAGGAGCCCGUUUGGCAUGACUCUUGGGACCAGAGGGUCUAGUGGUUGUGACCCAACUCUAAGGCCUGGACAGAAAGGCUGGGCCGGGAGCGGGUUCCACUCCGCCCGACUGGCACCCCUGAAGGCUGCUUGGAGCCUAGGGGCACUCUGUCCACCCAACCUUAGCGCCCGGGCCUCCACCCAACACGGCCUCAGGCCCUGGGGUCAGCUGUCCCCGAAUCCUAAUCCGCGUUCAGCCCCGCAUCACUGCUAGUACCGGGUUGCUAUGGUGAAGCUAGCAGCCAAAUGCAUUCUAGCAGGAGACCCAGCUGUAGGCAAGACGGCCCUGGUACAGAUGUUCCGCAGCGACGGGACCCACUUCCAGAAGAAUUAUACCCUGACAGCAGGCGUGGAUUUGGUGGUGAAGACAGUGCCAGUUCUCGACACAAAUGACAGUGUGGAACUCUUCAUUUUUGACUCAGCCAGCAAGGAGCUGUUCUCUGAAAUGCUGGAUAAAUUGUGGGAAAAUCCCAAUGUCCUGUGCCUCGUCUAUGAUGUGACCAAUGAGCAGUCCUUCACCAACUGCACCAAGUGGCUGGAGAAGGUCCGGGCCCAGGCUCCGGGUACCUCCCUCCCAGGGGUUCUGGUGGGAACUAAGACAGACCUGACUGGCCGACGCACAGUAGAUUCUGCACAGGCCCAGGCAUGGGCACUGGGCCAAGGCCUGGAAUUCUUUGAAACGUCUGUGAAGGAGAUGGACAACUACGAAGCCCCAUUCCACUGUCUGGCCAAGCUGUUCCACCAGCUGUACCGGGAGAAGGUGGACAUAUUCCAUACCCUGGUGUGAGGCUACAGUGAACUGUCCCACAGGGCUGGCUAGGCUGGGCUCGGCUGCCUUGAACCCGGGAGACCUUCAUCUCUCCAGGAGACAGAAGACGGAAACACCCGGAGCUCCUCAAUAUCGCCACAGCUUUCAAUAAAACAGGGAGAAAGAA
This is a messenger RNA of Psammomys obesus (fat sand rat), 984 nucleotides long. It is a transcript of the gene Ift27, whose product is annotated as intraflagellar transport 27. Gene Ontology annotation, cellular component: Golgi apparatus. The record is from RefSeq and is a predicted model, not a curated record. Gene Ontology annotation, molecular function: GTP binding; GTPase activity. NCBI's taxonomy places the organism in Eukaryota, Metazoa, Chordata, Mammalia, Rodentia, Muridae. The coding region runs from base 276 to 836 and encodes 186 amino acids. The transcript is spliced from 7 exons.